UUUUUUUUUUUUUGGGAGGCCUGCGCCGCAGAGCUCGAGUUGAUCAACAUUGCAAUUGCAAGUUCUUGUGUCACUUUGUACUGUUGGUAUUCUGUUGCAUCAACACACGCGGGAAUUGUGGUAUUUCGUACGGUUAAAAGGUGGUUUUAGGGGUUAAAUAAGCGUUAAAUACGAGGGGUGAUAUGUCGGUGCCGAAGGCUGUGAACGAAGGUCAAAAUGUUCUUCCUGAACUCCACACACAGCAACUGUUCUCUUGCGGUGUUCUCUGUGGCCCCGGAGAACACAGGCGGAGACGAGGAACGACGGAAUUUGGUAUAGAUACUGCUAGAGGACUGCGAGAGAGUGGUUCUCACACCAGCUGUGUGAUAGUGCCUGAGGAUGGCGCCCUUGAAGUAGGGCUCAAUGAGGACGAAGAAUAUGACGCUCUUAAUGAUGAAACGUUUGGUUCGGCGGCAGUGGAUGGGGACUGGGAGGAGUGUCACGAACAGAUGGCAUCUUUAACCGAAGCUGGACGUACGAAGAUUAAACAACAGGAAUUGCACAAUGCUUUACGACAGGGAGAUGUAUGCUUGGCUGAGGAGUUCAAACAUUUGGGCCUUAGGAAAUACGACAACCCAGGUGGCAGAAAUUUAACCCAAAGUAGCAUGCCCAUCAAUAUCAUUGGGUACCAAUCUGUUCCAGCUAGUCGUACCCAUAUAGGGUCGUCUUUGCUCGUGGGACCUGAUCUACCAGGCUCUCCGUCCAAUAGUAUAUGGACUCCCUCACCUGGUGUAGACAAAUUACGACCAGUUAUUCAACACUCUCCGUCUAAUGGUAUGGGUCACACUUUAGGACAGAUUCCUCAUGGACUCGCACAACCUGGCAUCUCUCCAUCUUUGGGUCUUCCAACAAUCAAGACCGUGGCCGAGGUUGAGGAGGAGAUGAAGCUUCAGCACGCUAGGUCUCAGUCAUCUUUUAGUCUCCAGCAAGCACUGAGAGCUGAGGACUUGGAGAGAGAGCUGGCUCGACAGACAGCUAGUAAAUCGCAACAGCAGCAACAAGGGUUAAGCAGCUUCUUACAACAGUCUGCACCAUUCAACCUUCAGAGGCAGGGAUCCUUCACUGGAGGCAUGCCAAACAACCCUAGUCAGUUUAAUCGUCGCUUCCAGAGACCCUUCCCUAAUCAAGGAAGUUAUCCGGGAUCUAUGCAACAAUACUCGCAUCAGCAACACCCAUAUCAGCAGCAACAACAACGCUUUGUGAAUUGUGGAGGAUUCCCAGGAAAUGGUACUAAGAACUUCAGCCAGCCUCCUCCACAGCUGCCUCAGACACAUGCUAAUCAGACUCAAGAUUGUUAUUCUAGUUACCAUCACCAUCACAAUAAUUACCAUAGUAACUUUCAGCAGCAGCAGCAACAGCAGCAACAUCAGCAGCAGCAACAGCAGCAGCAGCAGCAAAGUUACCACCAUAACCGUAAUCCAGAUGGCCGUUACAUAAAUCACAAUGGCUAUGACCAAGGUAGAAAUGGCAAUGGCUUUGACCGCAGAAACUAUGAAAGAAAACCUUACGAUCAGAGCCGCAGCUUUGACCAAGGAAAAAAUCAAUACGAUCGAACUGGCAACUCUAGAGAAGAUUAUUCAUCGCACCCUGGACGAAUUCGACGAGACAGCGAGGCAGAGUGGGAGGAAUGGCAUCGUAUACGGGAGCAAGACGAGUAUUGUGGGCUUAUGACUCCACGAGAGAAAGGAUGGCUGAAAUAUAUCCAAGCCAUGCAGUUGCACUCUGAUAGUCCAUAUCAAGAUGAUUAUUAUUAUGUGAUGUAUAGUGUUAAACAGCAACGCAAAAGGGAGGAAGAAGUGAUCGAGAUAGAUGGUCUACAGUUACUCUUGCCAGAUCGUGGGAAAGAUGGAGGAAGAGAGUAUGAACCUCCACGACUUGAAAACUCUCUAGGUAAACUGCAAGUAGUAAGUGUAAAUGCCCCGAGAAAAAUUAUUGACCUGCAAGUGGUGCAUCUCGAUCCUUCGCAUCCCACAACAUCUCUGCAGCGCGAGAUGAGGAAACACAGACAUCUGCUCCUGUAUGUUGAAAAGUUGUUCAAUGUAAUGAUGGAAUUGGACGACUUGGAACGAAAAAUUCGCCACUUGCCCGACUGCCCAACACGUGAUCUAUUUAAGUCCAAGUCCCGUCAGCUGGCUUCUAGACUUUGGAGUAGUGUAACAUCAACACCAGAACGACUUGUGCAGCUAUUAUGUAUACGGAAAGGAAAGAGUUUGUUGUGUCGUCUAAUAAGCUGGUUAGGGGAGAGUGAACAUGAAAAGCUGGUGAUGAACAUAUUGCAGAACAUGCCCCUCUUGGCUAAGAAAGAUGCACACGAUCAACAUUUAGCGCUCUUUUGGCCAAUUACGGAUCGCCUGGUUGCAUCUUCCUCCCAUGACCGCAUGAUUGACCUGGCUGCAGCUCUCAAUACUCAAGGAACGACACCACACAAGACAAAUUUGGCGUCGGCCUUGUGUAAUAAGUAUGGUGUGAGUUUGAUAAUGGCUCUAUUGGUACGAGGAGAACACCUUCAGUCAACUCUUGGAGGUUGUGACGAAUGGCAAGAACUACUACUAGCAGUCAUUAAUGGGCUUGCCACUGUCUCGGACACUACACUCAAGACUUCCAGUGAUGGCAGCAAGGCCUCCACAGAAAUUCCCCAAGCCCUUCCCUCUGUAGCUCUUGCAGCUUCACCUUACCGCCCUGGCCAGCAUCUAGCAAGAUGUACUAAGGCGGAACCCCAACGUCUCAAAGCCUCCCAAGACAAAAUGGCCCUCCUUGAAGUCACACACACUAAACCAAGGUGUCAAAGUCCAGUCAAAUCUUAAUCCUAGAAUAAAAUAGGAUGUAUGAAAGAAACAGAAGGUUUUGUUUAAAUUAAACAACUGGAUUCCUGAUGGUUUGGUUUUCUAUCUUGUAUGGGGUCAUUUUUAUUUUGAAAAAACAAAAUUGAAUAGUUCAAAAUGUCACCUAUUAAAUUAUUUUGUAUCCAUAUUGUUAAACUUUAUUAAGAAUGUUAUGUAAAGAAUAAGUGUUUUUAAAAAAUAAUAAAACAGCCUGAUGAGUGGGCCAUCUACAAUCAUAAUAGAUGAUUAUGCAACCUCUAGGAUUUGUGUUGAGGAUAGCUCUCUUGUUCUCACUUCUGAAGUGUGACACCACAUUAGCUAAUGUUUUGUAUUUCAUUAGACCUUAGUUUACCGUCGCAUAACACACCCUAAUCUAGUGCCGUUUAAGAAACCAUGUAUGCCAAGAGUUAUAGAGCCGAACGGCCCAUGUGUUAUACAAAUUUUAAUUGUAUAGAUUUUUAUGGUAAGUAAACAUGCUUGUAUUCCUGUGUUCAGUGGAAAACAUAAUCACCAAGAUGUACGAUGUAUUGGAGGUGUAAAAGGUGGCAUCAGUUUGGCUUUAACCAUUUAACUCUAACUAGCCAAGGCUUCGUAUACUGUUUGCUGUAUCGAUAUUAAUGCUGGAAAUGAAGUUGGUAAUGUGGUAAAUGGGAAUUUGUAAACAGACUACCGAGGCCGUUUUCAUUGUGUGCUCCACUUGGUACAGGGAUGAUGAUUUAUAAUCUGGUGCUUUAAAACUGUUAUGGGCAAUUUUAUAAUCUGCAGGCAUUGGUGACAAUUAUCAUAAUUUACAGUUUAAAAUCCCAUUCUUAGAGAUGCAGCUAUCAUCUGGCAAUAACUAAGGUGUUAGUUUAUCAGUCCACUAAUCACUGUUAAUUUAAUUACAUGGUCUUCAAAAGGCUGUUGCAUUACUGUGAUACACAGUAUAUCAAAGAGGUUCUUUGCUUUUUAUUUUCUUAAACUAAUUUCCCACUUGUGACAAUUGUUGAAGUUUGUGACUGACUCAGACGCAACUCCGUUAAGUCAUGUUUUAAGAGUUACUUUGUGGUAUGAGUAUGAACGUUAAGCUAUUCUACUCAAAUGACUGCAACAGAUGAAUUUGUAAACGUAGGGAAAGUAGUGAGUACUUACAAUUUUGAAUAGACUUGAUUCCCUCCCUCAAUUUUUGUUAUAUAAAUUGAACAUCUGAUGUACAUUUUUAUAUAUGGCUCUAAAGAAUUUUUACGUUUUUUGGGCUGGGUCUUGUACAAGUUGUUAGUAAUUAGCUUGUCUCGUGGGCGUCUGUGGGGCGAUAUUGGUUAAGCCCAGGCUACAUUUGUUUAUGGUCUUCCAACACAGACUGGUUCCCUACCCAGUGCUACAUUUUUUUUUUUCUAAAAUAAAACAUCCUUGGAAUUGCA
Messenger RNA from Procambarus clarkii (red swamp crayfish), 4261 nucleotides. RefSeq names its product Protein associated with topo II related - 1 (gene Patr-1). Gene Ontology annotation, biological process: deadenylation-dependent decapping of nuclear-transcribed mRNA; P-body assembly. The record is from RefSeq and is a predicted model, not a curated record. NCBI's taxonomy places the organism in Eukaryota, Metazoa, Arthropoda, Malacostraca, Decapoda, Cambaridae. Gene Ontology annotation, cellular component: P-body. Gene Ontology annotation, molecular function: RNA binding.